GCUGUGAAGAAAUAAGCUCACCAUUUCAUCAUCACUACUGACCCUCAUAUAAAGCUACCCUCCCUCCCGCUCCUCCUCCCACCAACUCCAUACCAUUCUAUGCUGCAUGCUGUAACCAAAAUGCUCACAACCAACACCCUCCCCCCAUCCUUCUGCAUAGCCCAAGUCAUCGGCCUCAGCGGAGCGGCCUGGCUUUCCGGAACAAUCUACUCCCUAUCCUACAUCUCAAUCCCCACCCUCCUCACCUCCCACCAAGAACACUCCAUCCCCCUAUCCACCAUCACCAAACAAUGGGCCAUAUUAUACGAAACCGGGAAGAACCGCGUCCCGCCCAUCGCCGUCCUCACCGCCUCCACAUUCCUGUAUCUGGCGUGGUCGACGAGAGCAAGUACCGCGCUGGCUGCGAUCGCGCCGAGGGGCAGUUCGUCAUUGUAUACGGUUUCUGCGGCGUUGGUGCUGGCCAUUAUGCCGUUUACAGUGGGGGUGAUGAAGGGGACGAAUGAUCGGUUGAAGGGGUGGGCGGGGCGGGGGGUCGUGGAGGGGAAGAAUGGUGGGGAGGAGGAAGAGGUGGUGGGGUUGUUGAGGAGGUGGGCGGUGCUUAAUGGGGUUAGGGCUUUGUGGCCGUUGAUUGGGGGGAUCGUGGGGUUGGUGGCGGGGCUGCCUUGAUCUUCUUCUUAUUCUUUCUUUUGGUGACUAUUCCUUUUUCUAUUCCGAAGUGGAGGGGUGUCUUAUGGGUUGGUUGGAGUGGUUUAUUGGGAUGGCGUUAUGGUGAACAAUUUGAAUUAUCUGGGGCUAAGACCAUGCUGUCGUGUUUGAUGGAGCAUCGCUACUCACUAUUAAAUGAAAAUGCAGAUUUCCGGCUGAUUAUGAACCUAUGUUCGAAAUAUUGGCCAGCUGUAGAUGCG
Messenger RNA from Aspergillus ibericus CBS 121593, 905 nucleotides. Its product is annotated as DUF1772 domain-containing protein. The record is from RefSeq and is a predicted model, not a curated record. The coding region runs from base 100 to 666 and encodes 188 amino acids. Lineage: Eukaryota; Fungi; Ascomycota; Eurotiomycetes; Eurotiales; Aspergillaceae. The transcript has 2 exons.